AUGGGACAAUUUAUAUUAGAAAUUUAUAAGAUCAGAAUAGUCAGUCAGACACAUUUAUUCUCGAAAUUAAUAUUCCAUUCUUUUUUAUCGUUCCUCUUCAAUGAUUUUUCACAUCUCUCCGCUUCAUUACCUCCUCUUAUUGAUCUUUCAACAAAAAAAAAACUUCUCGCACGAGCUUCAGAGGGCGCCACGUCUUCGUCUUCACCACUUCCACCGGCGUCGACGGCGACGCUCUCCGCGUUCCGACCGCCGGCAAGAAUGAUUCCGCCGCCGGUGGUUCUUCCACAGCAAUAUGCGCCACUGCCGGGCUUCACACCACUUUUGCCAGCUCAAGCAAUGAUGGCGAAUUUCCCGCCAAAUGCGCUCUACCAGUUAGGCACCCCACCGUUCGAGAAUGGAAAUAAUCGGAUUCGGUUCAAAGAUGCUGCCAUGGUCGUUCUGAGCAGACUAUCAUUUAAUCAGAGAAGCAUGAUCCUCAAAGAUCUAGAAACGGCGGAUAAGGUGAUGAAGAAGGAGCCGGAGGAGACGCCGCCGUCCAGUGUAGAUGCUUCACCAUUACAGUCAGUAAUGCGGCCUCCGCCAACAGCGCCACCUACCUCUGCAGCAACACCCAAUCGGAUUCUGCCAUCCAGCAAUGCGGCGUCACCAUACGGAUCUCCACUCGGUUCAUCAAUUCUGUCCAAUCAGCCACUCGUCUUGCCAUUCGCGCCGAUCAACGGGGAUUUUGAUUUUAGCGCGGCGAUCGCUGCCGCUUCACAGCCCAAAGGAGGACCACAACAAAACGGACUCGGCGGCGGCGGCGGAGGUGGAGGAGUACCGGGACCUUCUAGUGGAAUUGCCGGAAUGUCUGUACAACCACCAACUAGCAGUACACCAUCCCAACAACAAUCCGUACAAUCACUUGAAGGCACAUCUGGGCUCAUUGGAAGUGCAAUGAAGCCAAUGUUGGGAAUUGAUGCUGUCAGCUUUCCAGAAUUCGGCACAACGGACUGGCAGUCACCGAUGCUCUCCGGCGGCUACAGCUCGAGCCCAUCGCCAACAAUGACGGGCGGCUCAAUGCGAAUGGGCGGUGGACCGCUGCACGGUGAAGAUGAAUCGAAUCGAAAGCGACAAGUACGAUUGCUAAAGAAUCGAGAGGCAGCGAAAGAGUGCCGCAGAAAAAAGAAGGAAUACGUAAAAUGUCUGGAAAAUCGCGUUUCGGUGCUGGAAAAUCAGAACAAAGCACUCAUCGAAGAGCUCAAAACGCUGAAAGAGCUGUACUGCCGAAAGGAAAAGGACGGAAUGUGAUUUUCCGUCGUUUUUUGUGCUCUUUUUGUGCUCUUUUUCCAUCCCCCCGCUCCUCCUCCUCCUCAACAAGAAAUCUCCAAUGAAAUCUCGUUUUUAUUUUUAUUUCCUAAUUUUUGAAAGAAAAAAAAUUGCUAAAUAUCUACUAUUAUUACUACAUUAUUAUUAUUAUAAAUGUUCCCAUGUAAUUUUUUUUGGAAAAAAAAUAAUUUUUUUCCAUCUCCUCCUCCUUCCAAAAACACUCGCAUAGUUAACUACUUUCAUUCAAUUAAUUGUGAUAUCGAUCGGUUUUUUUUGUCUGUUUUCCCCCCUCACUAUCAUUUUAUCGAUU
Messenger RNA from Caenorhabditis elegans, 1615 nucleotides. RefSeq names its product CREB homolog crh-1 (gene crh-1). Lineage: Eukaryota; Metazoa; Nematoda; Chromadorea; Rhabditida; Rhabditidae. Gene Ontology annotation, molecular function: DNA binding; DNA-binding transcription factor activity. Gene Ontology annotation, biological process: regulation of DNA-templated transcription. The transcript is spliced from 6 exons. The record is from RefSeq and is marked reviewed. The coding region runs from base 1 to 1287 and encodes 428 amino acids. Gene Ontology annotation, cellular component: nucleus.